AUGCUGCAGAGCCAGCGCCGCUCACGCUGUACUUCGGUGAGACGACGACGGACAGGCGGACCGACCCCAUCCAGGACCGGGGGGCUGCCUGUCACCCCCAGCCGUCCCCGAGCGCUCGCUCGCUCGCCCACUCACUCACUGUUAAAUGCCGUCCGGAGCCUGGCGGCAGUGACCCAAGCUCCGGCGGCUCGUGUCGCCGUCCCUGUCGGUGUCGGUGUCCGUGUCCCUGUCGGUGUCCGUGUCCCUGUCAGCGUCCCCGGUCCCGGCUCCCGCCGCACCUCAAACCCGCCGCCACCGCCCCGCGGCCGUUUGUGCCCGCCCCCCCCACGCGGCCCGCAGAGCGCUGAUUGGCCCGACUGCUACGCCGCUCGCCACGCCCCCUUCGCCAUACCACCAAUGAGAGCGCGCCGCUGGGCCGCUGCCCCUCACGACUGGCUGGUUCGGAAGCGUUCAAACUCCAUUGGAGGCGGCGGCGCAGGGGCGGGGCGGCCCCGGAGGCUUUUUUGCCCGCAGUUGGGCGGGGCGGCCCCGAAGGGCGGUGCCCACAGUUGGGCGGAGCGAGCGGCGGGGCGGGAAGGAUGGAGCGAGAUUGGGAUGGGGAGGAGGAAAGCGCAGCGGCUGUCGGGGUGUAACGGCUGUUCACAGAACAGCAGUGGAGCAGGAACUAGUAGAAGAAUGGAAAUUCCUCACCAAGUACUGCCAAAUUAUUUGUGAAAGCUGAGGACCAGUCUGAACAGAAGGGGAUCCCGCACUUGACAAACAGCAAAUGUUCUCUUAUGGAACAAAACCAGAAGGGAAAGAAAGGAAAAGAAUGUCCAAUGAGAAAAUCUCACCCUGCUUAGAUACUACAAGAAGCAGAAACCAGAUGGAGCUUUUCCCCCAUAUUCUUCCCUGCCAGACUCAGAAUACAUCAGGACAACUCUCCCAGUGGUUCAUUGCUGCCAUCUGCAUGAUUGCCCUUCAGAAGUCUGAGUUUUGCUUCUUUGUUUGCCCCUCUAUUCUAGGUUUUUGAUCAUUUAUCAUGGCUACUCUUGCUAUGCCUAUUCUGCAACUUGAACACCCCAUUCCUUUGAACUACAUAUAUUAAAGGUUUGAGAUUGUA
Messenger RNA from Pseudopipra pipra, 1102 nucleotides. RefSeq lists its product as uncharacterized. The transcript has 5 exons. The record is from RefSeq and is a predicted model, not a curated record. NCBI's taxonomy places the organism in Eukaryota, Metazoa, Chordata, Aves, Passeriformes, Pipridae. Bases 1 to 714 code for a protein of 237 amino acids.